UAGCGUCCACCAUCUCUGCUUGCUGAAAAGCUGCAGAGGCCGUCAGGAGCCCACGCACCUGAGACUUUUACCUUUACCCAAGAAAGGAAUAAAAGAGGUCAGACGAUGACAACUGUGUCCUCAACAGCCAGGCCCCAGGCUUUUGAGGACAUGGCUGUGUACUUCACUAAGAAGGAAUGGGCCAUCAUGGUACCUGACCAGAGGGCCUUGUACAGGGACGUGAUGAUGGGGAACUAUGAGGCUGUGGCCUUUGAAGUGCCACCUACUUCCAAACCAGCUUUGGUCUCUCAUCUGGAGCAAGGGAAAGAGCCCUGUUUCGCCCAACCACAGGGAGUCCUAAGCAGGAGGGACUGGAGAGCAGGCUUUAUAGGAUACUCGGAACUGAGAAGAUAUACUUACUUAGCUAAACCAAUAUUACUUAUAAUAAAAUCCAAACUUCUUCAAAAUCAUCAAUGCUGGGAAGACAGGAGAAAGGCUUGUUAUGGUUUUCUACAAUAUUUAAGCAGCAAAGAGGACUUUUUCUAUGCCUCAAGACUAGGAAAUUCCCGGGCGGAGGAGCUCCACGGUCACCAGCGUGGCUGUUUCGGCCAACGCGGCUGUGCCGGCUGGCGCCGCUGCUUUGCUCCGGGCGGCUGCUUUGUCGGCGCCCUGGAGCAGCGGUUCUCUGUACAAAAUAAACCGGUCCGGGUGCCCUUUUGGCUGGCGAUUGGAGCCAUGGGAAGUCGCCCAUUCGCCGGUUCAAAAAGGGGACUGAGCAGAGAACCAGGACAGUAG
This is a messenger RNA of Cebus imitator (Panamanian white-faced capuchin), 774 nucleotides long. RefSeq names its product KRAB domain-containing protein 1-like. Lineage: Eukaryota; Metazoa; Chordata; Mammalia; Primates; Cebidae. The record is from RefSeq and is a predicted model, not a curated record. The transcript has 3 exons. Gene Ontology annotation, biological process: regulation of DNA-templated transcription. The coding region runs from base 106 to 774 and encodes 222 amino acids.